Messenger RNA from Kickxella alabastrina, 861 nucleotides. Its product is annotated as S-adenosyl-L-methionine-dependent methyltransferase. NCBI's taxonomy places the organism in Eukaryota, Fungi, Kickxellomycota, Kickxellomycetes, Kickxellales, Kickxellaceae. The transcript has a single exon. Bases 1 to 861 code for a protein of 286 amino acids. The record is from RefSeq and is a predicted model, not a curated record.
AUGGACGAAACUUUUAUCGCCGACGCCAAGGACAUCCUCGCAAAGGAUACCAGCGUUAUACCCGAUUUCUGGCAGAAUAAAUACAAGAAUGAGGCUAGCAAAAACUGGGAUAAAUUCUACAACCGCAACACAACAAAUUUUUACAAGGACCGCCACUGGACAGACCGCGAGUUCGAGGAGCUGCGCCCAUCGCAUAUAUUUACCGAACACAAGCCCGUUUUACUCGAAAUCGGCUGCGGCGUAGGCAACUUUGUCUGGCCGAUCCUCGAGCGUAACCCCGACAUAUUCGUGUACGCAUGCGAUUUCUCGCUGCGCGCAGUCGGCUUUGUCCAGUCCAACGAGAACUACACGGAGAGCCGGUGCCAGGCAUUUGUUUGUGACAUCACCAAGGACAGGCUGGCCGACACCAUCCCGCCCCAUUCGGUUGAUAUCGUUUCGGCAAUUUUUGUCUUUUCGGCUCUGCCUCCGGAAAAGCAGGCAGACGCAGUGGCUAAUGUAAUUGAGAUUCUCAAGCCUGGAGGCCGGAUUCUGUUCCGCGACUACGCACUGUAUGAUCUGGCACAGCUGAGAUUUAAGUCCGGCCACAAGCUGGAAGACAACCUUUACGUGCGCCAGGACGGCACGUUAUCCUACUACUUUUCGAAGGAACGGCUGCGCGAGCUGUUUGUCCAACACGGUGGUCUUGUUGAGAUUGAGAACGAUUAUGUGGUGAAAAAGCUCAUCAAUGCAAAACUCAACAUCGAUUCGGAUCGCAUAUUUGCGCAGGCAAAGUUCCAGGCGCCGAUUACCACUACCGAUUACAUUGAUGCUUCUGCGGGCAAAACACAAUCAAUCGACGAUAGCGAGGUUUCGGUUGAAUAG